UUUCUGACGGCAUGACGUCACUGGGAAUUUCCAGCGAGGAAGUAAUAUUGUAUCUCAUAGAGCGAGUGGCUGAAAGUGGCAUAUGCACAAUCACAAGAAAAAAGACACUCGUUUCUCCUCAGCCGCACUGAAGAAGACUGAUUUUAUUUCCCUGGUUGCUUACUUAUGGAUUCGUAGCUUUUUACGCGGCUGCUCGUCUCGUCGUUUCUCUUUAUUGAAAUGGCGCAGUGAAGUGAGUUACUGUCUACUGGCCCCUUAGACUGUUAACUUUGAAGAUCUCCCGCCUCCAGCUACACCAGUCUCGAUAGAAAACCUACAGCUUCGCGAAACGGAAAAGACAUGAAUGAUGAAGAUGUAUAUCUGGGAGUUACUCACCCUAUAUUUGAAAUGGAUGCUUUUGAUCCACUGAUUCCAGUGGAGCCUUUAAAUUUUCCUAAUAUGCCAUCUUAUAAUUCACCACGAAUAGCUGAUGGGCCGUACCUGGAAAUCAUAGAACAGCCUAAACAGAGAGGCUUUCGUUUUCGCUAUGGCUGUGAAGGGCCAUCUCAUGGUGGACUACCUGGAGCUUCAAGUGAAAAGAAUAGAAAAUCUUAUCCUCAAGUCAAGAUUUGCAAUUACCAGGGACCAGGUAGAAUUGUGGUUCAGCUGGUUACUUGUUCCAAAGAGGUACAUUUGCAUGCACACAGCUUGGUUGGAAAGCAGUGUGACAAAGGAAUAUGCAUUGUUGACAUACCACCCAAGGAUUCAUGUGUCAGUUUCCCAAACUUGGGGAUUCUCCAUGUGACUAAGAAGAAUGUUGCCAAGACCCUGGAGGACAGAAUGAUAGAGGCAUGUAAAAUGGGCUUUAAUGCAGGAAUUCGAAUUCACCAGGAGAUAGACUGUUUAUCAGCAGAGGGAAGGAUACCUAGAGACCUUAAUGAAUACCAAAAAAGUCUAAUCAGUAAUGCAGCAAUCAAUCAAGCAAAAGAUAUGGAUCUCAGUGUUGUCAGACUAAUGUUUACAGCCUUUCUACCAGACAGUGAUGGAAGCUAUACAAGGCGAUUAGACCCUGUUAUUUCUGACCCAAUAUACGACAGCAAAGCCCCUAAUGCAUCUAAUUUAAAGAUUGUGAGAAUGGAUCGAACUGCUGGUUGUGUCACUGGAGGAGAAGAGGUCUAUUUACUUUGUGAUAAGGUUCAAAAAGAUGAUAUCCAAGUACGAUUCUAUGAAGAAGAUGAAACUGGAGGUUUUUGGGAAGCAUUCGGGGACUUCUCUCCUACAGACGUUCACAGGCAGUUUGCUAUUGUCUUCAAGACUCCAAAAUACAGAGACCUCAAUUUACAAAAGCCAACAUCGGUAUUUGUCCAGCUAAAAAGAAAAUCUGACAAUGAAACAAGUGAACCAAAACCCUUCACAUACCAUCCCCAGAUAAUAGACAAGGAGGAGGUCCAGAGGAAGAGACAGAAGACUCUACCCAGUUUCCCAGAUUAUGGACCACCAGGGGCUGGAUCAGGAGGAAUUUAUAGAGGAGGUGGUGGUGGAGGAGGAGGCGGCAACACUGGUGGCCCUGGAGGGGGAUUUAAUUUCCAAGGAUUCCCAAACUACAAUAAUUUCGGAACUGGUUAUUUUCCUCCAGGCUCAGGUGGAAGUGGUCCUGGACUAAAACAUGCAGCACGAGGUCCACCUAACAUUGACAGUGAUGAUGACAGUGAUCUGGAUGAGGACAGGUGGCCACCAGGCAAUUCAGUGAUUUCUUGUCAAAAAACAUUAGAACCUGGUGCUGCAACUUUAAAAGAGGAGAAUACAUCAGAUGAUGAUGUGAAACAUUUGCAAGAAUCUGAAAAAGUGAUAACAGAAGAUGCUGUUACUCCUGACCUGCAGUUCACUGAAAAGGAAGCUCAGCUUGCACUGCAUCAUGCUUGUGCUCUUUUCAAUUAUGCUAUCACAGGGGAUAUAAAAGAGUUACUGGCUGUUCAGAGACCUCUCAUAGCUACUCAGGAUGAAAAUGGAGAUACGGGCUUACACCUGGGUGUUAUCCAUAGCAAAAGUGAGGCAGUAAAAAAUCUUGCAGAUGUGUUAGCCGGUAUUCCUGGUGAAGAUGUCAUCAAUAUGAGGAAUGACCUCUACCAGACUCCCUUGCACUUGGCGGUUAUCACAGAACAACUGACUGUUGUAGAGUCUCUGUUGAAAGCCAAAGCUGACGUAUCUCUCACUGACAGAAAUGGAAACACAGCUUUACACCUGGCUGCCAAAGAAGGCCAGGCAGCCAUUCUGGGACAUUUGCUUCAGUAUAAAGAAGUAAAACUGUUGCUUAAUCAACCAAAUAGUAAUGGUUUAUACCCAAUUCACCUUGCAGUACUUGCAAACAGCCUUUCAUCGGUGAGGCAGAUGCUGGCUGCUGGAGUGGACGUGAACGCCCGUGAACAGAGCUCAGGACGAACAGCGCUGCACCUUGCAGCAGAGCAAGAAAAUGUCUCUCUAGCAGGAAGCCUUCUUCUUGAGGGUAAUGCACAUGUUGACUCCUGCACAUAUGACGGGUCCACUCCACUACACAUCGCAGUUGGAAGGAAGUCUGCUAAACUUACCGCAUUAUUGAAAGCUGCAGGUGCUGAUAUUUAUAAAGAGAAUUUUGAGCCCUUGUAUGAAAUACAUAAUAAAUACUGUGAAGAUCAACAGGAAGAGGACGAUGAAGGUUUUGUGCCUGGAACAACUCCUCUGGACAUGGCCCUUUCUGAUGAGAUUUAUGAUAUUCUAAAUGGAAAAGAAUAUAAACCAAAGAUGGACUUGCCAGUUUUCCUUCCACAAGGAGAUAUGAACCAUCUCUCAAAAGAAGCAAGAUAUGAAUUGUGUAAAGCAUUGGAAUUUCCAAAGCAGACAUGGGAGGUCUUAGCACAAAAGUUAGGUUUAGGUGUACUUAACAGUGCCUUCAGAUCAAGUACAUCGCCAGCAAAAACACUUCUGGACAGCUAUGAGGUUUCUGGUGGAACAAUCAUUGAGCUACUGGAUGGCCUAAAAGCAAUAGAAAAUGUCAAGGCUGUUGAAAUUGUUCAGAAAGCUCUCAUUGGGUUAGUAUAUAGUCCAGAUGAAGAUGAAGAACUUUCAGAAAGUGUCCCUUAUCUUCAGCAACAAAUCGUUGGCCAGGGUGCUGGACAAAUUCAAGACUUGAAGAACAACGCAAAUGAAGAUGGUGGUGUAUGUGACAGUGGCGUAGAAACAUCCUUCCGGAAGCUCAGCUGCAUGUCUGAGGAGUCGCUGCACAGCAUUGUUGAUGACGUGCUACUGGGUGACCAGCCUGUCUUUACUUUAAGAAGCAGUAUGGAUAUCUGAGAACCACACAAGAACAGAAGAAAGAAAAAAUAUCAUUGCUUUUGUUCCACUGACAUCUUUUUGUGGCAUUUGUGUUUGUGAAAAUCGCAUAUCUGUGAAAGACAUUACUUGCAGUUUUCUAUACCUACAGCAAAAGCGAUGCCAAUUAGAUGCAAUCUUCUGCUGUAAUCCUCAGGCCCUUCUAAGGCCUGCAGAAGGUACUCUAGGCCCAGUGAAUCAGUGUUAAUUUUUUUGAUAAAAACUAAGAUGAAAAUACUCAACAUUUUUUCUACAACGAAAACUGAACAAAAACUAAAUAAAAAUGCGCAAUAACAAAGAUGAAUGCUUUUAAAAUCAUUGCUGAUGAAAGCUAAAAAAACGAAAAUGUUAAAAACAGACAACUGGACAAUGAGUGAUGUAAAGCUCUUUGCACAUCUCAGUUACACAUGACAUGGUUCACCAACAAAUAAUGAACUUGAAUGCAGUGAUUCAAUUUUAAAAACUAGUUUGGGCACCAUCAGGAAAUCAUCAUAUCAGCCAGAGUCCUGCUCCACACAGCUCCGCUAUGUCUCAGGCAUAAAAAACAGUCAGACGUAUGGACCAACUUUAAUCAUAACACUGAUGGAAAUAAAAUGCAGUGUAAGCCUCAUGGAAUGAAGCUCACAGGAAAGAACACCACAAAUGUGAAAGGCGUGGCAUCCUGAGAUUAAUGCCAAGAUUUGUAAUGUUAUCUAGGUGGCGACUUACCUGAUGCAAAUGCCGUUACCUCUGGCUGUCAUUCACUCUGCUAAUUCUAAUGCGUCAAGUUAAUUUUAGGUGUGCUGCUAGUAGGAAUGCCACAUCGAUAGUAAGGUUGGUACUGCACUCUGGCAUGACUGCAAAUAUAUGAAUAACUUUAAGAUGGCACAAUAAUAUGUGACAAAAAUGUGAGUAAAAACUACAUAUGAAAAAGACUGAACAGUGGUGAUGAUACAUAUCGAAAAGAGAAACAGCAGAAGUCAUGUCCGGCAAUGCGUGUGAUUAGGGAAAACAUUCUCAUUAAUAGGGGAAAAAAAAAAGACAGGCACACACACGGGCUUAUGUUGUUGCAGUUUUACCCUUUGCAGUUUCCUUAAGAAACAGAUUCAGGCAGCUUUGAGAGUGCAAUCAGAUGCGCUCAGCCUCAGAUGUGAGUUGUAACUGUUUGUUACAGUUAGGAUUAGUAGUAGUGUUGCGCAUUUGUUACAGCAGAUGAAAUGACUGGGCGGAUUCAUCUCUUUUAGUACAGUGUCCUAUGUGGUUUGCAUCUAUGCCUCGAUUGUAAUGAGUACUACAUCUACACGUUUGUCCAAGCAUCCAUCCAUUUUAUAACUGGUGGAUCUAGUUAUGGGUUGCAGGUGAAACCACGUCACACACAUUCACUUAAUAGGGCACAGUGGCAGGGAUGACAACAGUCGUAGUAAUUAAUAAAUUGAGUCAAGUUUCAAAUGAAGUGGCUAUUUGGCUUGUCACCAUCAUGGAUGAAAUGAGAUAUUCCAUUUGUUAAUACUAACAUAAAAUGUAUUUAGGGUUUCAGUGCUUAAAGUUCUUGAAGCGCAUUUCCCAAUUAAUACGAUAUGUACAGUAUGGAAAAACAGCAUUGCUUCACUGCUCAGUAAGAAUAUGCAGACACUAAAUUUGUGCUGUUCAUUUAGUUUUUGAGGGUAAACUAAUGUUUAUGACUAUAACCCCUCAAAGUGUGAAAAACAUAGUAAAAGUAGUAAAAGCACUUAUGUCAUAUACAUUUUUUGGUAAAAUCUUACAGCAGCAUAUCUAAAGCAUGUUGAGGGCCAGAAAACUGUCAUGAUAGAGCAGAGCUGCCAUUAACUGAUGAAGAUCUUUGGAAUAAAUCCUAUCUACACCUACUCUUCAUUUUCAGUUCAGUAAUCACUACAUGUGGUUUGGCUCAUUAGUGUGCAUAUCAGUAUAAUAGUUUAGAGGUACAGUAUAUUCUGUGCAUAUUCAUAUGUGAAAGAAGAUGAUAUCCAUCUGAUUUUGACUAAUUUACUUAUAGUCGAUCAAACAUCGAUUUACUUUUCCUUGACUAAAAUUCAGUUACUUUUUGUCAACUAAAACUAACAAUAAUUUAAUGACUAAAAUGCAAUUUAGCCAGAAGACCAAGACUAAAACUUAAUCAAAAUGUACUGUCAAAAUGAACACUGCAGGAAUGCCAAGUGUGCCAGAAGAGCUUCAAAUGUAGACGGACCCCGUCGCUCCAUCAAACAUUUUAUCUGUAGCUAGUACAAAACUAAUCUACUCAGCAGAACUUUGAAGUAACGGCUUAAUGACAUGACAUUGACAGCGUUAUAAUUAUUCUUAUCAGUUGGCCCAAAUUGUGAAAUUCCUCUAAACCUAAGCGCAGAAUAUGUGCAAAUAAACUAUCAAAAUAAAAACAAGUCUAGAGUUUGGCCGCAAUGUAGACAGCUGUAGAGAUGAAGCUGUGGUCUUUUCCGGUGCCUCAUUUAAUGUAAUAAUAAAGUAGUAUUUAAAUAUAAUAAAGCCGGUUUGCAUUGCCUGGGCUGUGCAGCCAUAAAACUUUUUUAGUUUAAAGCAGCCUUCCAUGUGCGACUUUCUACUGUUUUUAAUGUUUUAAAUGACAGCUCCUAAAGUUGCAGCUGUUUUUGGUGCCUUGAUGUUUAUCUUAUUUUUUCUAUACAGUGUAUUUUUUCUUUACAUUUUUAACACCUUUUUGUUUAAGUGUUUCCCUUUUGGCUCUGUGGACUUCUGUUAUGUAUAGUUCUCAGAAAAUGACUUUUAUGUUGCUUUUUUUCCAUGUUGAAUUUUACUUAGAAAAAUCUUAUGAUUUAGACUUACAGUAGUGUUUGCAUUUGCAGCUUUAUCAUAUUGAUAUGUGGUGGGCAGCAGUGAAAACAGACUGUCACACCCUGCUAACUGCAGACCUUGGAAUAAUGUGCACUGUAUAUAAAUGUUAUUUUAAAGUUGAACUGUAUGUUAACUUUUAGAAAUACUGAAAAACAUACAAUACCUUCACGUGCAUCAUGGACUAAAUAGUACUUUUAAAUAUUGUUAAUCGCUUACAUUUUCUGUGUGUAAAUAUUUGUAAUAAAACGCAUUUAUAUAUA
Messenger RNA from Polypterus senegalus (gray bichir), 6386 nucleotides. RefSeq names its product nuclear factor NF-kappa-B p105 subunit-like. Gene Ontology annotation, cellular component: cytoplasm. Gene Ontology annotation, molecular function: DNA-binding transcription factor activity, RNA polymerase II-specific; protein binding; RNA polymerase II cis-regulatory region sequence-specific DNA binding. The transcript has 24 exons. The record is from RefSeq and is a predicted model, not a curated record. Gene Ontology annotation, biological process: cellular response to stress; non-canonical NF-kappaB signal transduction; canonical NF-kappaB signal transduction. The coding region runs from base 340 to 3306 and encodes 988 amino acids. NCBI's taxonomy places the organism in Eukaryota, Metazoa, Chordata, Cladistia, Polypteriformes, Polypteridae.